AUGGCAGCCAGCUUACAGCACACGCAGCUCGCAGCCCCGGGGAAGCGCACAGACCUGCCCGAGCAGGGGCCAGCCGCCUUCGCUGAGGCCGUUCCUGAGCAGGCAGAGGACACCACCGCCUGGCUCCACACCGAGGACAGUGAGGACACUGUCCCCGAUGGCCCCGACAGCCCCAGCUUGGCCGCCUUCCUCCGAGAGCUGCCCGACCUCUCGGACUAUGUGGCAGAGGGCAGCUGCCCCAAGGAGCAGACAGCGGUGGCGGGGCUGGGGGGCAGCGAGGACACCGGCCCUGAUGUCCUUGAUUUCCCCUACAGCCUGGCCAGCUCCACCUUCCUCAAUGAGCUCCCGGACCUCUCCAUGUACAUGGUGGAUGGCAACGGCCCCUGGGACCAAGUGGUGGUGGCACAGCCAGGGGACAGCAUGGACAACUGCUUGACCACCAAUGUCCCCCGCUUGACUGUCAAGGUCCUUGAUGAGCUUCCCCACCUCUCCGAGGCAGAGGGCGGCUGCAAGGAGCAGGCGGCGACAGUGGAGAUGGUGGCCGGCGAGAACACCUUCCCCGAUGUCCCCCACGGCCUCGCCAGCACCGCCUCCGUCGGCGAAGUCCCCGACUUCUUGGAGGAUGGGGUGCAGGACAACGGCCCCAAGGUCGGCCUGGCAGCGGCCAUGCUGGGGGACGCCGACCCCUUCUGGGGGGUGGCGGCCUCCCCCUCGCAGGACCCCAAGGGGCAGCAGGGUGGGGUGGCAGCAGACCUCCCCACCCGGCUGCCCCCGAGCCCCUCGGAGGCUGCUGAGGAGGAGAGCUCCCUGGAGACUUCCGAGGAGACUUCAGAGGCCCGUCCUGCGGAGAGUCCCUGGAAGGAUCCCCCGCAGGGUCUUCUGGAGAGUGCCCUGCUGAGCCCCCUGCGCAUCCCGCUGCUGAGCCCCCCGGCCAGCCCCCCGGCUGCCCCCCAGUGUCAUCCGCCCCUCAGGGCCCCACUGGUGGGGGAGGCGCUGCGGAGGCAGCCCCGGGGGGGUUGGACCCACUUGCCGCACAGGGACAGCGCAGCGGUGGGCAGCAGCAAGCGCAGAGCAUCCGACGGCAGCAGCGUGCCCACCAAGCGAGCCAGAGCCCUGAGGGACCCCACGGGGCAGAGUGCCCCACACCCCCCCGGCCGCUUCUGACAGCUGGGCACAGAAGCUGUGGGGCACAACCCCUGGGACAUGCGACCCACACCCGCCCGCUCCAGCCCCAGCCCCAGCCCUCUCCCAUCUCUCUCUUUCCUUCUUCAGUCA
Messenger RNA from Tyto alba (common barn owl), 1275 nucleotides. RefSeq lists its product as uncharacterized. Lineage: Eukaryota; Metazoa; Chordata; Aves; Strigiformes; Tytonidae. The coding region runs from base 1 to 1164 and encodes 387 amino acids. The transcript has 3 exons. The record is from RefSeq and is a predicted model, not a curated record.